CCUCUCCAGUUACUAGGUUUUUAGAGGCGGAAGGAGACAGCAAAACGAGCAAGAAGAAAGAGCCCUAAAUCUAGUCGCUCUCUCUCUUUUCCUCCUCACUUUUCUCGCUAGGGUUUAAGGUUUUUAUCCCUCUUACUCUCUUCUUCAGCCAUGACCGGCGCCCAGGAAAACUCCAAUAUGUCCGAUCUCACUGCUGCUUUGAAUCCAGAGGACAGAGCUGACCUCGUCAAUGCUCUCAAAAAUAAGCUUCAGGAUCUUACUGGGAAGCACUCAGUUGUGCUUGAGAACUUGUCUCCAAAUGUCAGAAAGCGUGUUGAGGUUCUCAGGGAGGUUCAGACUCAACAUGAUGAACUGGAGGCAAAAUUCAAUGAAGAGAGGGCUGCACUUGAAGCUAAGUACCAGAAGCUUUAUCAACCACUAUAUACAAAGAGAUAUGAAAUUGUAAAUGGAGUUGCUGAAGUUGAAAUGGAUAAAUCUGAAAAAUCAGCUGCAGUUCAAGAAGAGGGUGAAGCUGCUGUGGAGAAGGGAGUCCCUGAUUUCUGGCUUACUGCUAUGAAGAAUAGUGUAGUGUUAGCUGAAGAGAUUACUGAGCGUGAUGAAGGGGCUCUCAAAUAUUUGAAAGACAUAAAGUGGUCCAGAAUUGAUGAACCAAAGGGUUUUAAGCUUGAAUUUUUCUUUGACACUAAUCCAUACUUCAAGAACUCUGUUUUGACUAAAGUAUAUCACAUGAUUGAUGAAGAUGACCCAGUUCUAGAGAAAGCAAUAGGGACUGAGAUAGAAUGGUAUCCUGGAAAAUCCUUGACAGAGAAGAUCCUGAAGAAAAAGCCUAAGAAGGGAUCCAAGAAUGUGAAACCUAUCACUAAAACUGAACAGUGUGAAAGUUUCUUCAACUUCUUUUGUCCACCUCAAGUGCCAGAGGAUGAAAAUGACAUUGAUGAAGAUGCUGCAGAGGAUCUCCAGAAUUUGAUGGAACAGGACUAUGAAAUUGGGUCAACUAUUCGAGAAAAAAUAAUUCCACAUGCAGUGUCUUGGUUCACUGGGGAAGCCUGUGAGGAUGAUGAAUAUGAAUUAGAUGAUGAGGAAGAAGACGAAGAAGAUGAUGAAGACGAAGAGGAUGAGGAAGAAGAUGAAGAUGAAGACGAGAAAAAGCCAUUUGGUACUCGCAAGAAAACUGGAAGAGCAGCUGCAGUAGAGGGUGAGAAGCCUCCCGAGUGCAAGCAGCAGUGAGCAGUUGCUUUUCAUGAUUGGUCCCAAAAAAUGGGAUGACCAAGUGGCGAGUUGGUGUUCUUAUUGGCUUGGUUUUAGGAGUCUUUAGAAAAAUUUUGAUCGGUUCCAAAUUUUGGUUGAUUUCAUGCUAUGUGUUUUUCUCCUCAAUUCUGUGUUGUGUUUGGGAAGGGUUUGCAUGGAAAAUAGUUGAGUUGUCUACCUGUUUAUCUUGAAUUGUCCGUUUGGAUUGAAACAUCUGUAUCAUAGCGAUUUCGUCCUUUUCACUGGUUACAACUUGUUCUAUUGUAGAAUUUCAAUUGCUUUUUCUUUUUAAUUUAAUUAUUUAAGUUAUCAA
Messenger RNA from Ipomoea nil (Japanese morning glory), 1561 nucleotides. RefSeq names its product nucleosome assembly protein 1;2-like. Gene Ontology annotation, molecular function: chromatin binding; histone binding. The transcript is spliced from 12 exons. NCBI's taxonomy places the organism in Eukaryota, Viridiplantae, Streptophyta, Magnoliopsida, Solanales, Convolvulaceae. The record is from RefSeq and is a predicted model, not a curated record. Gene Ontology annotation, cellular component: chromatin; nucleus. Gene Ontology annotation, biological process: nucleosome assembly. Bases 151 to 1227 code for a protein of 358 amino acids.